Molecule: messenger RNA, 15285 nt
Organism: Paramisgurnus dabryanus
Lineage: Eukaryota; Metazoa; Chordata; Actinopteri; Cypriniformes; Cobitidae
Gene: herc1
Product: HECT and RLD domain containing E3 ubiquitin protein ligase family member 1
Molecular function (GO): protein binding; ubiquitin-protein transferase activity
Source: RefSeq, a predicted model, not a curated record
AGCGGGUUAUGAAUGAUAGGGAGGGACUGAACAUUGAAUCUGCUGCUCACUGCACAGCAGCGCUGCUGUCCUCUCUGAACUCUCAGUAUUCAGCCUUACAAGAUCCUCAAGCAAGCGAUUACAAGCUUUCUCUAUCACGAACUGUCACAUUCAGGUAUCGAGGAAUCAUUAAUAACCAUGAAAGACACUUUCGCCCAUGCACUGAAUAGGCCUUUGGCAGUUUAUGAUGUGACUGUGCGGGUGUAAGGUGGCACAAUGGCUGCGAUGAUACCGCCAGUAAAGCUAAAAUGGCUGGAGCACCUCAACAGCUCCUGGAUUGCAGAGGACAGCGAGUCCAUCUCCACCCGUGAAGGUGUUGCUCAGCUGUACGGCAAGCUUCUGGCCAAUAAGGAGGUGGUUCUUCUCCCUCAACAGGUGCUAUGUCUAAAGGGCCCUCAGCUGCCGGACUUUGAGCGGGAGUGUUUGUCCAGCGAUGAACAGGAGCAUUACCUGGACGCGUUGCUGGCCAGUCAGCUAGCUCUUGCCAAGACGGUCUGCUCGGACUCGCCUUUCGCCACCGCCCUACGCAAACGCCUGCUUGUCUUACAGCGAGUUUUUUAUGCACUUUCCAACAAAUACCAUGACAAAGGCAAGGUCAAACAGCAGCAGCACUCAACGGAAAACACUCUCGGUUCUGCCGACUUACAAGCAGUCAGUGAGCGACCCCGCUCGAGCACAGAUGCCCUUAUUGAGAUGGGCGUGCGGACGGGUCUCAGCUUGCUUUUUGCUUUGCUCAGGCAGAGCUGGACGCUCCCACCGGCUGGUCCAGGGAUCAACCUCUGCAACGAUGUCAUUACUACAGCCAUCGAAGUAGUGGGCUCCCUUCCACCACUUUCAUUGGCCAACGAGAGCAAGAUUCCACCAAUGGGUCUGGACUGCCUGGCACAGGUGACCACGUUUUUGAAAGGAGUGACCAUGCGAAACUCAGGGGCGGAUGUUGUGGGAAGGAGGCUGGCGUGUGAGUUGCUCUUAGGGUUGGCGGCACAAAGAGGAUCACUGCGCUACCUGCUGGAGUGGGUCGAGAUGGCGCUAGCCGCAUCGGCCUGUGUCAGCAGCCUGGAGCCCAGCCAGGCUUUACAAAGCCAGGAGGGAUUGAUGGGAUAUGACUGCUUCAUGAAUAUUCUAAUGCAGAUGAGACGUUCGCUGGGUUCAUCUGCUGAUCGUAGCCAAUGGAGGGAGCCGACACGCACACCCGAUGGCCUCUGUUCCUUAUAUGAGGCUGCACUUUGUCUGUUUGAAGAGGUGGGUCGUAUGGCUUCGGACUACUCAAGAACAUGCGCAAGUCCGGACAGCAUUCAGGCGGGUGAGGCGGCUAUGGUUUCUGAGACCUGCGAGGUGUAUGUGUGGGGUAGCAACAGUAGCCACCAGCUUGUCGAGGGCACUCAAGAGAAAAUCCUGCAGCCCAAACUAGCUCCCAGCUUCAGCGAUGCACAAACGAUUGAAGCUGGCCAGUACUGCACUUUUGUCAUUUCCUCUGAUGGCUCAGUCCGAGCAUGUGGGAAGGGUAGCUAUGGGCGCCUGGGACUGGGAGACUCAAAUAACCAGUCCACUCUUAAGAAGCUGACUUUCGAACCUCACCGUGCCAUUAAGAAAGUUUCAUCAUCCAAAGGCUCGGACGGCCACACGUUGGCCUUUACCAGUGAGGGGGAGGUGUUCAGCUGGGGUGAUGGAGACUAUGGCAAACUGGGUCACGGGAACAGCUCAACCCAAAAAUACCCCAAACUAAUACAAGGUCCUCUACAAGGAAAGGUGGUGGUUUGUGUGUCAGCAGGUUAUAGACACAGUGCUGCAGUCAGUGAGGAUGGAGAGCUCUACACAUGGGGAGAGGGGGACUUUGGUAGAUUAGGUCAUGGUGAUAGUAACAGUAGGAACAUUCCCACACUAGUUAAAGACAUUAGUAAUGUUGGUGAGGUGUCCUGUGGAAGCUCCCACACCAUUGCGCUGUCUAAAGAUGGACGAACUGUCUGGUCCUUUGGAGGCGGAGACAAUGGUAAACUGGGUCAUGGAGACACCAAUCGUGUCUAUAAACCUAAAGUGGCAGAGGCGCUUCAGGGAAUGUUUAUACGCAAAGUCUGUGCUGGCAGUCAAUCAUCUCUGGCCCUCACCUCCACUGGUCAGGUGUAUGCUUGGGGCUGUGGUGCAUGUCUAGGCUGUGGUUCAUCCGAGGCAACAGCUCUAAGGCCAAAACUGAUAGAGGAACUUGCCACAACCAGAGUAGUAGACAUCUCAAUAGGAGAUAGCCACUGCCUUGCUUUGUCACAUGACAAUGAAGUGUACGCCUGGGGUAAUAACUCCAUGGGGCAGUGCGGUCAAGGGAACUCCACUGGCCCCAUCACCAAACCCAAGAAGGUGAUUGGAUUAGAUGGAGUGGCCAUUCAGCAGAUCUCUGCUGGCACCUCCCACAGCCUGGCAUGGACUGCUCUUCCUAGAGACAGGCAAGUCGUGGCCUGGCACAGGCCGUACUGUGUGGACCUGGAAGAAAGCACUUUCUCUCACCUCCGCUCAUUUCUGGAACGAUAUUGUGAUGGCAUAAAUAAUGAGAUCCCACCGUUGCCUUUCCCAUCCUCCAAGGAGCAUCAUACCUUCUUGAAACUCUGUCUGAGACUCUUAUCCAAUCACCUGGCUCUAGCACUGGCAGGGGGUGUGGCCACCAGCAUCUUGGGGCGACAAGCGCGGCCACUACGCAAUCUCCUCUUUAGGUUGAUGGACGCAUCUGUGCCAGAUGAAAUUCAGGAGGCUGUCAUUGAGACUUUGUCAGUGGGAGCAACAAUGCUGUUGCCUCCACUGAGAGAGAGAAUGGAGUUACUGCACUCGCUCCUUCCUCAAGGACCAGACCGCUGGGAGAGCCUCUCUAAAGGACAAAGGAUGCAGCUAGACAUAAUUCUCACAAGCCUGCAGGAUCACACCCAUGUGGCGUCUCUGCUGGGCUACAGCACUCCUCCAGAUGCCCCUGAGCCUCCUGCUCAACCCUCCGACUCUACACAUGUGCCUGGCACACACUCGGAUACACAUCCUGACACACACUUAGCAGAGAUCCUUAUGAAAACUCUUCUUAGGAAUCUCGGCUUCUACACGGACCAGGCGUUUGGAGAGCUAGAGAAAAACAGUGAUAAGAUCCUGCAGGAAACAUCCUCUUCUGAUAGCAGCCAGCCUGCUCAUCUGCAUGAGCUGCUUUGCUCUUUACAGAAGCAACUACUGGCCUACUGUCAUAUUAAUUGUGUUACAGAGGACUCCAGCAGUGUGGCACUCCUCCAUAAACACCUGCAGUUACUGCUGCCCUAUGCCACUGAUAUCUACAAUCGAUCUACAACUCUUUUGAAAGAAAGUUCGGGGAAUGGCAGCGUGCGUGAAAAGCUACGAGAUGUGAUAUACAUGUCCGCUGCGGGCAGUAUGCUGUGUCAGAUUGUGACGUCUUUGCUGUUAUUGCCUGUAUGGGUUGCACGCCCACUGCUCAGCUACCUCCUAGACCUUCUUCCACCGCUGGACCGUCUCAACAGACUUCUGCCUGCCGCUGCUCCUCUGGAGGAGCAGGAGCUUCAGUGGCCUUUACAUGGAACCCCAGAUAUGGUUGAUCCAGCGUGUGUGUCAGGACUGGCACAGUGCUGGGUGUGGCUGGUAGAUCUGGAGCGUACCGUAGCCUUACUUGUUGGACGCUGUCUUGGAGGAAUGCUGCAGGGAGCUCCGCCCUCAACAGAAGAGCAGCACACUGCCCAUUGGCUCAAAACACCACUCUUCAGUAACGGCUUAGAGACUGAGAUUCCCCAGCUUGAUGCUUGUAUCAGCUCUUUGCUGGAAGUGGCGCUCUGUGGGAAUGAAGAGCAAAGACCGUUUGACUGUCAGUUACGUGCUGAUAUGACUGUGCUGGUGGAUUUGGCCCUUGGUUCGACUAAAGAGCCCACACACAGCCUGUGGACAAACAUGCAAGACUAUGGCAUCAGCAAGGAUUUGGAUAGUGCGUCGCUGCCCAACGAGGCUUUGUUAGACACGGUGUCCCGCUUCGUUCUGGCUGUACUGUUGAAACACACGGGGCUUCUGGGACAGGCGUGUGGAGAGGGGAGAUACCAGCCUUGUAAGGUGUUGGCAGAGGUGUAUCGCAGUGUUUAUAAAGUGCGCAAUCGCCUCCUGGCUUGCAAGAACAUGGAGCUUAUCCAGACCCGGUCAUCGUCCAGAGAACGCAGAAUUUCUGAUAAUGUGGACUCAGUUGAAAUGGACCCUCAGGAGCACUCAUUUACCCGCACCAUAGACGAAGAGGCUGAACUGGAGGAGAGAGACAGAGAGAGAGAUAGAGAGGAGGGACACCAGGAACAGGAAGAUGAUGAGGAGGAGAGAGAUCAUGAGGUCAUGACUGCAGGAAAAAUCUUUCAAUGUUUCUUAUCAGCACGGGAGGCAGCUCGCGGAAGAGACCGGGAUCGACCCAGCAGCAUGAGCGUACAGGAAGAGCCGACUCAGCCUGAUAUGGAGCGUAGGAACAGCACGGCCCCUCAGGAAGGACAAGAUCUUUACACCACCGCAUGCAAUGCUGUCAUCCACCGCUGCGCCAUGCUCCUACUGGCCGUCAGCACACCUCUUGCUCACAGCAGUCAGCAACAACUGGUGGGUGGGGCCAAUCAGGAUGGAGGCGCGUUCAUGACGAGGAGCGAGAGCCUGUCAGCAGAAAGUCGGUCUAUCCAGAGUAGUCCCAGUUACAGACUCACAAAAUCCAGAAGUGAGUCUGAUCUCUCUCAACCAGAGUCUGAUGAAGAGGGAUACUCACUGAAUGCGAGGAGGAAUGUGGAUCUGGAUUUAGCUUUUAGCCCUAAAAAAAGAGACCUUAUCUACAGUUCUCCAGAUUCUUCUGCUGACUGGUUCGGGGGUCGCUCUGGCCGUGAAGGUCUGUACAGCUCUUCUCAGUCCUACGGGGAGUCGGAUUUCGAUCUGAGCCACUCGCUCAGGCUUCAUGCCCUCAUCGAAAACAUAGUAAACUUCAUCAGUGGGGAUGUUGGAAAUGCACCGGCUUUUAAAGAACCAGAAGAGAGUGUGUCCACCAACCCGCAGGCCAUUAUUACAGCCAUGGGUCAACAGCAGAGCCGAGCAGAGUUGCGUCUGGAGGCCCUUCAUCAGAUUGUGGUGUUGAUUUCUGGGAUGGAGGAGAAGAGCAGUCAGGCAGCUUCUGGAGGAGUAGCCGGACGCGCAGGUUUCAGUUUUCAUUCUGCCUCUCUGCUCACGUCGGUCAGACUACAAUUCCUGGCAGGAUGUUUUGGCCUGGGUGCCGUCAGCUGUGGGGGAUUGAAGGGAGAGAGUGUCCAGCUGCACCACUACCAGGAUGGAGUGAGAGCAGCCAAGAGAAACUUACAGAUGGACAUUCAGACAGCUGUUCAUAAGAUAUACCAGCAGCUGUCUGUCACAUUAGAGAGAGCCCUGCAGGCUAACAAACAUCACAUAGAGGCCCAGCAGAGGCUGCUAUUGGUGACAGUUUUUGCUCUAAGUGUGCGAUAUCAGCCUGUAGAUGUGUCGUUGGCCAUCUCCAGCGGUCUCCUGGAUGUUUUGUCACAGCUGUGUGGCACAGAAACUUUACUUGGACAAACUCUGCAGCUCCUGCACAAACCUGCAGGCUCUCAGCUCAGCACUGCUCUCAAAGUGGCCAGCACCAGACUGUUACAGAUACUGGCCAUCAGCACUGGGACAUAUGCAGACAGGUUGAGUCCUAAAGUGGUCCAGGCACUGUUGGACCUCCUUUGUAGUCAGCUGAAGACUCUGCUAUCUCAGGCUACCGGAAGCACACUCGGCACAAAUACAGAACUGCAGGAGAAAGCAGACGACUGCGCAGAUGCUCAGAAAAAAGAUUUUCGAGCAUUAUUACGUAAGAGGCACACUGCCGAGCUGCACCUUGGAGACUUCCUGGUGUUUCUGCGUCGAGUGGUCUCUUCCAAAGCAAUCCAGUCCAAGAUGGCCUCUCCCAAAUGGACUGAAGUCCUUCUCAACAUCGCAGCUCAGAAAUGCUGCUCAGGGAUUCCAUUGGUUGGUAAUUUGAGGACACGUCUGUUAGCGCUGCACGUUCUGGAAGCUGUACUUCCUGCUUGUGAGAGCAGUGUGGAGGACCAUCAAAUGACCCAGGUGGUGGAGAGAUUGUUCUCGCUACUCUCUGACUGUAUGUGGGAAGCACCUGUUGCUCAAGCCAAACACACCAUCCAGCAGAAAGAGAGAGAGCAGGAGCUCAAACAACAGGGUGAGACAGAGGAGGAAGAAGAAAAUUUACCUAUUCAAGAAGUGACUUUUGACCCAGAGAAGGCACAGUGCUGUGUGGUGGAAAGUGGACAGGGGCUGACACAUGGCAGUGGUGGCAAAGGUUACGGUCUGGCCUCCACUGGCAUUUCUUCAGGCUGUUACCAGUGGAAGUUCUACAUUGUGAAGGAGAAUCGUGGAAACGAGGGCACAUGUGUAGGCGUGUCACGCUGGCCCGUGCAUGAUUUUAACCAUCGCACAACGGCAGACAUGUGGCUCUACCGAGCGUACAGUGGCAACCUCUACCACAAUGGAGAGCAGACACUCACCUUGUCCAGCUACACACAGGGAGACUACAUCACCUGUGUGCUGGACAUGGAGGCUAGGACUGUGUCCUUCGGGAAGAAUGGAGAGGAACCCAAACUGGCUUUUGAGGAUGUUGACGCUACAGAACUCUACCCUUGUGUCAUGUUUUACAGCAGCAACCCAGGAGAGAAGGUAAAAAUCUGCGACAUGCAGAUGAGGGGCACACCCCGUGACCUGUUACCCGGCGACCCCAUGUGCAGCCCCGUCACCACCGUCCUUGCAGAAGCCACCACCCAGCUGGUCCGUAUCUUACACCGCUCUGAGCGCUGGACCCAGACCAUCAACCACAGCAUCCUCCAGCGCUUCCAGCAGAUCAGAGGCUGUCUGCGGGACGGAGCCUCUCCUGCAGGGGCCACCAGACUGCGGAAGAGCCGCUCGGCACAGAGCCGAGAUGAGCAGGAUGAGAAAGAAGAAGAGCGAGAGGAGGAGAGGGGAAGAAGCGGACGACACGCUUCGGCCGAGCUGUCGGAGGCACACCUGUGGACACUGUGCCACCAGGUGUGGCCGGUGUUGGCUGUAAUAGGGGGAGUAGAUAGUGGGUUGAGGAUGGGGGGACGGUGUGUGCACAGGCAGACAGGGAGACAUGCCACUCUGCUGGGUGUUGUGAAGGAGGGGAGCACUUCAGCCAAGGUGCAGUGGGAUGAGGCGGAGAUCACCAUCAGCUUCCCCACUUUUUGGUCGCCCAGUGACACGCCACUGUAUAACUUGGAGCCGAUCGAGCCUCUGCCGUUCGACGUAUCUCGUUUCCGCGGGCUCACCGCAGCUUUGCUGCUGGACCUCACGGCUCUUGCGAGCUUCCAGGACGACGGACCCAAGCCCACCUCUGCUCGCCGGCACGAGCGCAGACACCGGCACGAACCCCAGGAGGAACGCGAGAGCGAGCCACGCACCAAACCGAAAGAGGGAACGGGGGACCUGCGCGUAUCCCACAGCCUAGAUGAGGUUCGAGCCCGUGCACCUCCCAAUUCCCGCUCUGAGAGUGAGCUGGCAACCUACACGCAUGACGGCGCGCAGCAGGCUCCAGCAGAGGGACGCCGCAGGCUGCAGGAGACGACGGUGUCGCGGGGAAGCUCGCAGGAGGCAGCUGCACAGGUGGAGGUGCAUGCGGUGCAGCUGUCGUACCUGUAUCUUGGUGCAAUGAAGACUUUGAGCGUACUCCUGAGCUGCAGCAAAUACGCAGAACUGCUGCUGAUACCCAAAGUGAUGCCGGAUAGUGGCCAUAAUGCAGAUUGUGCCAGCCCUGGCGUGAGCAUCUGUCAGGAGGAGGCGGAGCUGCGAUCUGCUCUGCAGUUUCUGAUGCGACACAUGGUGAAGCGGGCAGUAAUGAGGUCGCCCAUUAAAAGGGCACUCGGGCUGGCGGACCUGGAGCGUGCACAGGCCAUGAUCUAUAAACUGGUGGUCAAUAGCCUACUUGAAGAACAGGAAGGCCAAAGUGCCAAGCCAGUCGAUACAGAGUGCGAGGAAUUAGAGGGAGACCAGCAGUUUCAGACUCCAGUCACCACCUCCCCCUCGGCCUCCAGCAGCACCUCCUUCAUGAGCUCCUCACUGGAGGACACCACCACAGCAACCACACCCGUUACCACAGCAACCACACCUGUUACAGAUGCUGAGACCGCACCAGCUUCAGAGUCACCUGGAGUGAUGCCCCUCAGCCUGCUCAGGCAGAUGUUCUCCAGCUACCCGACAACUGCCCUGCUGCCGGUGCGUAGAGCGCAAACACCUCCCGUAUCAUCAUUGCCCACCUCGCCAUCAGAUGAGCACGGCCGUAGACAAAGCCUAACAUCACCUGAGUCCCAGCCUGCCAGGACAACCAGCAGAACAGCAUUAUCAGACCCCAGCAGUCGUCUCUCCACAUCUCCACCACCUCCAGCCAUCGCUGUUCCACUUUUGGAAAUGGGCUUCUCACUCAGACAAAUCAUGAAGGCUUUGGAAGCAACAGGUGCACGGGGUGAAGCAGAUGCUCAAAACAUCACUGUGCUUGCGAUGUGGAUGAUCGAACACCCGGGGACAGCAGACUCAGAGGAAGCUUCGGACCCCUGCUCUGGUGCUGCGGGAGGAGGUAAGAGCGCAGAGAGGAGUUAUCUGCGCUCUCCAGGAGACAUCCCGAAUGCUGAUGCUGCUGAGAUGGAGGAGGGAUUUAGUGAGAGUCCUGAAGGUCUCGAUCAAGAUGCGGCCUCAGCUGGUCCCACUCCCAGGAGCCGCUCUGCAGCAAACAGGAAGCACCGCUUUGAUCUUGCUGCACGCACUUUGCUUGCUCGUGCAGCUGGACUGUACCGUUCAGUGCAGGCACAUCGAAGCCAGGCCCGUCGAGAAGGCUCUGCUCUGCAGCAGGAGGCUGGACCUCUCGGGGCGCUUUACGACUUUAAUCUAGAUGAAGAACUGGAGCUGGAGCUGGAUCAGGAGGCCAUGGAGGCCAUGUUUACUCAGGAACUGGCUACCGACUCUGACAUUCUGGGAAUGUGGAUCCCGGAGGUACUGGAUUGGCCAACAUGGCACGUGUGUGAGUCUGAAGAUCGUGAUGAGGUGGUGGUGUGCGAACUCUGCGGGGCGAGUGUGUCCAGCUUUAACCAGCAUAUGAAGAAAAGUCACCCGGGCUGUGGCCGCAGCGCCAACCGCCAGGGUUACCGCAGCAACGGCUCCUACGUGGAUGGCUGGUUCGGUGGGGAGUGUGGAAGCGGGAAUCCUUAUUAUCUGCUCUGUGGCAGCUGCAGAGAGAAGUACCUCAACAUGAAGAGCAAGAUCAAAGGACCAAUGCCCGAGAGGUAUAAAGGGCAUGCACCAGACCUGCUGGGAAAGCAAGAAAGUGUGUAUGAAGAAGACUGGGACAUGCUUGAUGUGGAUGAUGCCGAGCGGCUGACAGGCGAGGAGGAGUUUGAGAUGCUCUCGGCUCCACUGGGUCUCAGUGAACGGAGACCCGUCCCCGAGGCCGUCCACUUUCCAGACACGGACCCUCUCGGAGCAUCGGUUGCCAUGGUUACCGCCACCAAUAGCAUGGAGGAGACUCUAUUGCAAAUAGGUUGCCAGAGUUCGGUGGAUAAAAGCUCAUCAGGUCGAUUGUCUCUUGGAGAGCAGGCGGCUGGUCUGCAGACGUCUGCUGAUCGUCUCGUGGCUCUGAAGAGAGUCACUGCAGCUGCACAAGUUCUGUUGGCCAGAACGAUGGUCAUGAGAGCACUGUCGCUGCUGUCAGUUAGCGGGUCUAGUUGCAGUCUGGCAGCAGGAUUGGAGUCUCUGGGCUUAACAGACAUUAGGACUCUGGUGCGUCUGAUGUGUUUAGCUGCGGCGGGAAGAGCCGGACUUUCCACAGGUCUUGCGUUAGGUCCUGGAUCCUCUGAGCGCCCACGAGGGGCCAGCAAGGCCACCAAACCCAUCUCUUGUUUGGCGUACCUCAGCACUGCCGUAGGCUGCCUGGCAUCAAACAGCCCCAGCGCUGCCAAACUUCUUGUCCAGCUGUGCACUCAGAAUCUGAUAUCAGCUGCCACAGGGAUGAAUCUGACCACAGUGGAUGAUCCAAUCCAGAGAAAAUUUCUGCCAAGUUUCCUAAGAGGUGUGGCUGAAGAAAACAAGCUGGUGACGUCACCCAAUUUUGUGGUGACCCAGGCACUGGUGGCCCUGCUUGCAGAUAAAGGUGCCAGACUUCGGCACGGCUACGAUAAAGCUGAACUAGAAAAGAGAGGUUUAAUUUCCCCUCUCUAUGCCCACCUUUCCUGUGCCCCCCUUGCUGUAGGCCCGCUGGAACUGGCAAAUGCUCUUGCGGCAUGUUGCCUUUCGUCCCGCCUGUCGUCGCAGCACCGCCAAUGGGCCGCGCAGCAGUUAGUGCGCACACUGGCUGCUCAUGACCGAGACAAUCAGAGCCACCCGCAGACGCUUGCCGACGUGGCAGGAGACCUGCGGAAGUGGUCCACCUUCAAACUAGAGGCUCAUCAGAGCAGGGUGUUUACAUGUGGGUGGUGUAGUAAAAAAGGCCUCCUGGCCACCAGCGGAAAUGAUGGAACGGUCCGCGUUUGGAACGUUACCAAAAACCAGUACACUCUUCAGCAAACAUGUGUCUUUAACAAAGCUGAUGAUACUUCUGAGGAAUGUUUGAAUAACUUGGGGUCACCAAGUGAUCCAAACUUUGCACCAGUGGCCUGGAGUGUCAGUGGGAAGUAUGUGGCUGCUGCCAUGGAGAAAGCUGUUAACAUCUGGCAGGUCAACGGUGGGAAAGCCACUUUGGACCUGCAGCCUCAAUGGGUAUCAGCGCUUGCUUGGCCGGAGGAGGAGGCGGGGUCUCUCUGGGGAGGAGAACCUCGAGAGCUGCUAUUGGUGGGUCGGAUGGAUGGGACACUGGGCCUGAUUGAGGUUCUGGAUGAUUCUAACAUCCAGAGAACUGAACUUCAGCACUGCUUUAGGAAAGAUGUGGCUGUGAUGCAAAUUGCAUGGUACAGUGAGGACCGCCCCUUUGCAGUUGGAUAUGCAGAUGGAAGGCUUCUGAUUGGCUCUAAAGAGCCUUUAGAAAAUGCAUCUGUGGUGGUCAUAGAUGCUCACAAGGAAAGCAUCUGUUCAUUGCACUGGGCUCCAGGUGGAGAGGUGUUGCUAAGCUGUGCCAAAGAAGAGAUUGUACGUCUGUGGGCAGGGUCAGGAUCAGGUUUGGGCCAAAGCUGGACAUGUCUGCAAAGUAUCCCCCAUCCUGCUGUUGUCAAUGCGGUUGCCUGGUGCAACCUGCCUGGUCAACGGCCUAAACCUCUCAACAUGUUUGCCACAUGUUGUCAAAACGGCCUUGUGUCUGUGUGGACGGUACCACAGGAGCCUUCAUCAUACUCGCAAUCCGGCACUCCAUAUCCUGAUGCGUGGUGGGAAGCAGAAUCCAAAUCCAAACUCAUGCUGGACCCACAGCGGUGUGAAGGAGCAGUGUGCGUGUUCCAGCUGCGAGGACACAUGACUCCCGUUCGGACGGUAGCGUUCAGUCCAGAUGGGCUGGCUCUUGUGUCUGGGGGGGUUGGUGGACUUUUGAACAUUUGGUCAUUACGGGAUGGAUCAGUGUUGCAGACAGUAGUUGCUGGAUCUGGAGCGAUUCAAAACAUUGUUUGGAUUCCUGAUGUAGGUGUGGCGGUCUGCUCCAAUCGCUCAAUGGAUGUGCUGGUUGUUAAUUGCUCAACGGAGUUCAUGGCAACCAAUCACGUGUUAGCAACCUGCCGCACAGCUCUGAAAAAACAGGGCGUUGUAGGAUUGAACAUGGCUCCGUGCAUGAGGGCCUUCCUGGAGAGGCUUCCCAUCAUGCUUCAGGAGCAGUACGCAUAUGAGAAGCCUCACGUGGUGUGCGGAGAGCAGCUUGUCCACAGUCCUUACAUGCAGUGCCUGGCGUCUCUGGCCGUGGGUCUGCAGUUGGAUGCUCUUCUGUGUCACCCACCCGUCCCGAAUCACUUGGCCCACUGCCCACCUGAGCCUGGCAUCUCACCCGCUGUCGGAUCCUGGGCAAGCAGUGAGUGGGCGUGGCUCCAUUGCUUCUCCACCACCGUUAAAACAGCCGAGGCUCUCGCACGUGGACACACCUUUCCUGAGUCUUUUAUUGUACCGGAUCUGGAACCUGUGGCCAAAGACAAACUAGCGCUACUUAUGGACAACAGCAAAUGGGUGUCUGGGAUGGAUGAGCAGAUCAUGUCUUGGGCCACUUCCAGACCAGAGGACUGGCACCUCGGAGGGAAGUGCGAUGUUUUUUUAUGGGGCGCUGGCAGACACGGGCAGCUCGCGGAGGCCGGACGGAACAUUCUGGUGCCAACUCUCGCUCCCUCUUUCUCACAGGCCCAGCAGGUUAUAUGUGGGCAGAACUGCACGUUUGUGAUUCAAGCUAACGGAACGGUGUCCGCAUGUGGAGAAGGAAGUUAUGGACGACUUGGACAAGGAAAUUCAGAUGAUCUGCACGUCCUCACUGUCAUAUCGGCGCUGCAAGGAUUUGUGGUGACCCAACUGGUAACAUCCUGUGGGUCUGAUGGCCAUUCGAUGGCUUUAACUGAAAGCGGAGAGGUGUUCAGCUGGGGAGAUGGGGAUUACGGGAAACUGGGCCACGGCAACAGCGACAGACAACGCAGACCUCGGCAGAUAGAGGCACUGCAGGGAGAAGAGGUGGUGCAGAUGUCAUGUGGCUUCAAGCACUCAGCUGUGGUGACUGCAGAUGGAAAACUUUUCUCCUUUGGUAAUGGAGAUUAUGGCAGACUUGGGCUUGGUAACACCUCUAACAAAAAACUGCCAGAGAAAGUAAGCGCACUGGAGGGCCACCAGGUCGGACAGGUUGCAUGCGGGUUGAAUCACACUCUGGCUGUAUCGGCUGAUGGAAUGACUGUCUGGGCGUUUGGUGACGGUGAUUAUGGAAAACUGGGACUGGGAAACUCCACAGCCAAAUCAUCUCCACAGAAAGUAGACGUUCUGUGUGGAAUUGGAAUAAAGAAAGUGGCCUGUGGGACUCAGUUCUCUGUUGCUCUGACCAAAGAUGGAAACGUCUACACUUUUGGGCAGGAUCGUUUGAUUGGUCUGCCGGAGGGCCGGGCACGAAAUCAUAACCGACCUCAGCAGGUCCCUGCUCUGAUGGGCGUGUUCAUAGAGGACGUAGCUGUUGGGGCGGAGCACAUACUUGUACUUUCAUCAACUGGAGAUGUUUAUGCCUGGGGCAGCAACUCAGAGGGACAGCUGGGCUUGGGCCACACCAACCAUGUGAGAGAGCCGACCCUCCUGACUGCUUUACAGGGCAAAAACAUCCUACAGAUCUCAGCAGGGCGCUGUCACAGCGCAGCAUGGACCGCACCACCUGUACCACCACGUGCUCCAGGUUCAUCAGUGCCUCUGCAGCUGGGUUUGCCGGUGUGUGUGCCGCCUCAGUACAGUGCUUUAAGAGAGGUCAGUAUAGAGGCUCUGAGAGCCAGGCUGCGCCUGCUGUACCACUUCUCUGACCUCAUGUACUCCUCAUGGAGACUGCUCAACCUCAGCCCUAACAACCAGAGCUGCACGUCACGCUAUAAUGCUGGAACAUGGGGCAUAGUCCAGGGUCAGCUGAGGCCCCUGUUGGCCCCUAGGGUUUAUACACUGCCCAUGGUGCGCUCCAUCGGUAAAACCAUGGUGCAGGGGAAAAACUACGGCCCACAGAUCACAGUCAAACGAAUCUCCACGAGAGGGAGGAAGUGUAAACCAAUCUUUGUCCAGAUUGCCAGGCAGGUUGUGAAACUGAACGCAUCAGAUUUAAGAUUGCCAUCCCGGGCCUGGAAAGUCAAGCUUGUGGGAGAGGGGGCGGAUGAUGCGGGGGGAGUGUUUGAUGACACGAUCACAGAGAUGUGUCAGGAGCUGGAGACAGGAGUGGUGGAUCUUCUCAUCCCUUCACCCAACGCCGCAGCAGAGGUGGGAUACAACCGAGACAGAUUCUUGCUGAACCCCUCAGCCUGUCUUGAAGAGCACUUGCUGCAAUUUAAGUUUUUGGGUAUUCUGAUGGGAGUGGCCAUUCGCACUAAAAAGCCUUUAGACCUUCAUCUGGCACCGAUGGUGUGGAAGCAGCUCUGCUGUAUUCCUUUGACCCUGGAGGAUCUGGAGGAGGUGGAUCUGCUCUAUGUACAGACCCUCAAUAGCAUCCUGCACCUAGAGGACAGCGGCAUCACGGAGCAGAACUUUCAUGAGAUGAUCCCUCUGGAUUCAUUUGUUGGUCAAAGUGCAGAUGGAAAAAUGGUUCCCAUCAUCCCCGGUGGAAACAGCAUACCUUUGACCUUCUCCAAUAGAAAAGAAUAUGUGGAACGUGCCAUUGAGUAUCGACUCCAUGAAAUAGAUCGGCAGGUGGCAGCGGUACGUGAGGGCAUGUCGUGGAUUGUGCCCGUUCCCCUGCUCUCUUUACUGACAGCACGGCAGCUGGAGCAGAUGGUGUGCGGGCUGCCGGAAAUCAGCGUGGAGGUCCUGAAGAAGGUGGUCCGCUACAGGGAAGUGGAUGAGCAGCAGCAGUUGGUGCAGUGGUUCUGGCAGACGCUGGAGGAGUUCUCCAAUGAGGAGAGAGUGCUGUUCAUGCGAUUCGUUUCUGGACGAUCCCGUCUGCCGGCCAACACCGCAGACAUCUCACAGAGGUUUCAGAUCAUGAAGGUGGACCGGCCAUACGACAGUCUUCCCACCUCUCAGACGUGUUUCUUCCAGCUCCGCCUCCCACCUUACUCUAGCCAGUCGGUAAUGGCGGAGCGGCUGCGUUACGCUAUAAAUAAUUGCCGUUCUAUCGAUAUGGACAACUAUAUGUUGUCCCGCAAUGUGGACAACGCAGAGGGGUCGGAUACAGACUACUGACACACACGUUAACGCACAGUUUGAGCUGUGUAAGACUUUGUUUAGGAUUCGGUGCAGGCUUUUAUGAUUUUUAUUGUUCACAAACAUUUUCACUUAAAUACAUAAUCCAGUUUUUAUUUUCACAUUUGUUUCUUAGCAGAACCCGCAUGGGCCACGCACUCUGUUUACACACAUGUAUAUUCAUUUUCUCUAAAGCUUUUGCCUUUUUUCAGGAUAUUCUGCAUGAAAGUGAUUUAUUUUAAUUUGUAUAGAAUAAUGGGGGAAAAGAAUAUUGUACAUUGUGUAUAAUGCUUCGUUAGGAAAUUGUUUUACAUGAGUAUCUGUAUUUAUUUGAAUUUUUGAAUUGCCUACACCAGGUUUCUUAUGUCAAAAGAUGCAAUAAAUGUUUCGGUCUAAAAA